Molecule: messenger RNA, 428 nt
Organism: Spodoptera frugiperda (fall armyworm)
Lineage: Eukaryota; Metazoa; Arthropoda; Insecta; Lepidoptera; Noctuidae
Product: pupal cuticle protein C1B
Exons: 2
Coding region: 130-366 (78 amino acids)
Source: RefSeq, a predicted model, not a curated record
UAACAUUAUCAUUCAACGCAUGCGGUGUGGCCGAAAGGCCUUUCGGCCUUCUUAAAUCACUAUAUAAUUCGAAGGUAUCUCAUUGUUUGUAUCAUUCAGUGCAGCACUAGCUCAGUGAAAACAAUCAAAAUGUUCAAGUCAAUCAUCGUCUUCGCCUGCAUGUUGGUGGCAGCUAUCGCUGACCCCAAGCCUGGUGUGCUGUACAGCGCUGCGUACACAGCGCCGGUGGCUGCGGCGUACACCGCUCCCGUGGUGUCGGCCGCCUACACCGCGCCCCUCGCCUACUCCGCGUACACCGCACCCCUCGCCGCGUACUCCGCCUACCCCUACGCCUCACCCUACGCCGCGUACUACCUGCGCAAGUGAAACGUAUCAAACUAUCAAACAACGACUUUAGCAAUGAAAUAAAUUAGACGAUGAAUCUUAAA